Messenger RNA from Nerophis lumbriciformis (worm pipefish), 342 nucleotides. Lineage: Eukaryota; Metazoa; Chordata; Actinopteri; Syngnathiformes; Syngnathidae. The record is from RefSeq and is a predicted model, not a curated record.
AUGGACGUUUUCAAGAAAGGUUUCUCCAUCGCCAAGGACGGUGUGGUGGCUGCUGCUGAGAAAACCAAAGCUGGCGUGGAGGAGGCCGCCGCCAAGACCAAGGAGGGGGUCAUGUAUGUUGGAAACAAGACGAUGGAGGGCGUGGUGACCGGCGUCAACACAGUGUCCCAAAAGACAAAUGAGCAAGCCAACAUUGUGGCCGAUGCUGCCGUAACUGGGGCCAACGAGGUAGCUCAAGCUACGGUAGACAGCGUGGAGAACGCCGCCUUAUCCACCGGAUUCGUCACUGUGGAUGACGGUCCAAAGACAAAUGAAGAACAGACCGAACAAGCUGCUCAGUAG